UCCAUCCCACCAACAACAACAACAUGGUCCUCAGCACCGUGUUACGCACCCUGCGUGCCAGAUACCACAAGCUGGACUUGAACGAGAAAGAGGUUCAUGACCUGAAGAGCUCUCCUUCAAAAUCUCACUUCUCCACCUUGACCAGCUCAAUCAGACGUGGUCGUCCCUUGACAACCAAGAAGCACAACCUUCAUGACCCUCGCUCUUCGCUUCAGAGCAUUCACGAGGAUGUCUCCUGGGAUGGACCCCAGNUACGUCGCCGAAUGCUUUGCGGCAACACUGUCACCUUCGACCUGAACGCACCCUCAACCCCUGUCAACAGGUGCUUCCCUCUGGAUCCAGCCUCGAUUGAGGUGGAGAUAGAGCGUGAAGAAGAGUCAAUCAACAACGUCUUCCAUGUCCAUACCGAACUGGUUCGCCCUGCUUCAGUCGUCUUUGCCAGACACAUCGCCCGUGGACGUUCCAGCAUUCCUGUACCUGGACAAGAUCGCGAUGUCAUCCAGCUGUUUGUCAGAUUCCUCUACUCUAGCAACAUCCACAGCAAUGUGGCCGAUGCUUGCGACCUCACCGGAGGCUGCGAGACUCUCAACUUCAAGCUUCGCGACGCUUCGUUCGUCCAGCUCCAGACACCAGAUGAUGAAGAGAAGCUUCUGGCCAAAGCCUACCUUUUCGGUUACUCCUACAGCUGCUGGACCUUCUGCGAUGCCCUCGUCGACACUCUGAUCUGCAAGAUCAUCGGUCAGAAGCGCACCCCCAUCCUUCAUGAUCUGCUUGAUCUCAACUCCAGUUGCGCCUCUUACUACCCUCUCAAGAUUCUCAUUGCUCACCUUGCCAUCUACACCUGGUCAGACAACCAGUUCUGUGGUUUCGCUCGUGCACACAAGUUCGACAGAAUGGAUCACGUCAGAUUCUGGGCCGAUGUUGGAGAUUACAAUGCUGUGUACAAGACUGGCGCUUUUGGUUUGCCCAAGGCUCCAUGGAAGAAGAACCCUUGUCACUAUCAUGUUCAUACUUGGUACCCCAAGAUGGCAUACCUUUGCUAUAUUCAGGAGCGU
Aureobasidium uvarum is the source of this 1055-nucleotide messenger RNA. The record is from the annotation of a GenBank genome assembly. NCBI's taxonomy places the organism in Eukaryota, Fungi, Ascomycota, Dothideomycetes, Dothideales, Saccotheciaceae.